This is a messenger RNA of Zychaea mexicana, 1555 nucleotides long. RefSeq names its product dolichyl-P-Man:Man(5)GlcNAc(2)-PP-dolichyl mannosyltransferase. Bases 114 to 1310 code for a protein of 398 amino acids. The record is from RefSeq and is a predicted model, not a curated record. The transcript has 7 exons. Gene Ontology annotation, cellular component: endoplasmic reticulum. NCBI's taxonomy places the organism in Eukaryota, Fungi, Mucoromycota, Mucoromycetes, Mucorales, Lichtheimiaceae. Gene Ontology annotation, molecular function: dol-P-Man:Man(5)GlcNAc(2)-PP-Dol alpha-1,3-mannosyltransferase activity.
CUGUGUGACACACACUUACCAUUAUUUAAGCAUUUGACUUUCAAAUUGUACGUUCUUUAAUCGAGUCAAGUAACAUACCUAUUCACUCGCAAAAAAAAAUACAGCAAACUGCCAUGGCUCCCAUUUCGGUACGGCGCCUGGCUCGCCUACCAAUACAUCUACUUUUUAACCGCGACUACUUUUGGUACCUGGCAGCAAUGCUGUUAAUUGGCGAAUGCGUGCUCAAUCUUAUAAUCAUCAAUAAAGUGGCAUACACUGAAAUUGACUGGAUCGCAUAUAUGCAAGAAGUCAAGGGCUACUUGGAUGGAGAACGCGAUUAUCGUCAAUUACAAGGUGAUACUGGACCCCUUGUAUACCCAGCUGGCUUCGUCUACAUCUACUCUUGGCUUUAUCAUGCUACGAAUAAUGGAAGCAACAUUCGGCUGGCACAAUACCUUUUUGAAGGAUUGUAUCUCGCAACACAAUUAAUCGUAUUCGCUAUCUACUCGAAAUCGAAGAAAAUACCUCCUUAUACUAUGAUUUUACUCUGUGUCUCCAAGCGUCUUCAUUCAAUCUAUGUUUUACGAUGCUUCAAUGAUCCUGUUGCCAUGUUCUUUAUGUACGGCUGCAUACUUGCCAUGCUGCACCGCCAGUGGCUGUUGAGCAGCGUGUUGUUUAGCGUUGCACUAUCAAUAAAGAUGAAUGUGCUGCUCUUUUUCCCUGCAUUUGGUAUAUUGUUAUGGCAAUCAGUUGGUGCGUGGGUUACCAUGGGAUAUUUGAUCGUUGUCGUUGCUAUCCAGAUUGGCCUUGCAUAUCCAUUUCUGGCAACUUAUCCAGACUCAUAUGUUAACCGAGCAUUCGAGUUUUCCCGAGUCUUUGAUUAUGAAUGGACCGUCAACUGGAGGAUGGUUGACGAAAAGGCGUUUGUUUCACCUGAAUUUGCGACUGCAUUGCUUACUGGACACGCUGUAACACUCCUAGUGUUUCUGGUCAUGGUUUGGUGCAAAGGCACUGUGGUAAUCAAAGUAUUUUACUAUGGUCUUCGCAACAGGACACGCAUGAUUUCUGCAGAUGAAAUAAUCAGUACAAUGUUUACGUCCAAUUUUAUGGGCAUCGUAUUUGCUCGGUCAUUGCACUACCAAUUCUACUCGUGGUAUUUUCAUAGUCUUCCCUAUCUGUUGUGGCAGAGCGUGCCAGCUUUCCUCAGGCUUGGUACUUUUAUCGCGAUUGAAAGUUGCUGGCUUACUUUCCCAUCGACGGUGACUUCCUCCUGGACCUUGCUUGGAUGCCACGUAGUGAUUCUUCUAGGCCUUUUGACUAAAGGGAUUUGACGGAAGGAGAGAUUAAAUAAUUAAAAAUUCAUGUAACGUACGAAUAUCAGUGACCGUAUCAUUUAAAACACAUCAUUGUCUCGAUAUAAUACAAUACGCCCGCCUUAUUACUGUUAUGGUAACCCCGUUUUAACUCAAACAAACAUCAACACACCGUUACUCUCUGAUUUAGAACAGAAACCAAUGGUAUACUGCAUGUGGUUUUCAAUGUACCUGGACUUUUAUCAAAGAUAUUAAAAUUCGCU